Messenger RNA from Racocetra persica, 223 nucleotides. Lineage: Eukaryota; Fungi; Glomeromycota; Glomeromycetes; Diversisporales; Gigasporaceae. The record is from the annotation of a GenBank genome assembly.
AAAUACAAGUAAACGUAUUGAAAGCCUAUGUGAAGCAAAGAUUAAAAUCACACACAUCGUUGCAACCCAAACUGUUCGAGUUGAACACUUUAAAAACACAUCUGAUCAUAGUCACCCAAUCGAAGAUAGUGAUCUAAUAAAAAUACUGGAGGCUAUUCGACAAAUUGUAGCUCAAGAGGCAAGUAAACCUUAUACAUCGCCGAAUAUUGUUAUGACUGUAAAG